Suncus etruscus (white-toothed pygmy shrew) is the source of this 2404-nucleotide messenger RNA. It is a transcript of the gene KLF15, whose product is annotated as KLF transcription factor 15. Gene Ontology annotation, biological process: regulation of transcription by RNA polymerase II. Bases 202 to 1449 code for a protein of 415 amino acids. Gene Ontology annotation, molecular function: RNA polymerase II cis-regulatory region sequence-specific DNA binding; DNA-binding transcription factor activity, RNA polymerase II-specific. Lineage: Eukaryota; Metazoa; Chordata; Mammalia; Eulipotyphla; Soricidae. The record is from RefSeq and is a predicted model, not a curated record. The transcript has 3 exons.
AGCGAGCGAGCACGGAGGGAGGAGCAGCGGCCUCGGCCUGCGUUCGCUGGCCCGGAGGCUCGGCCCGGUUCGCGGCCACCGCCGGACCCGGGAUCGAGGCCGCCUCUGCAGGGCCUUAGCCCACCCCGCCGGGCCCGAGGACCCCCCGCCGAGGCCUGGCCGCCAGCCGACUUCAGACGCCACCGGCACGGCCAGGCCAGCAUGGUGGACCACUUGCUGCCAGUAGACGAGAACUUCUCGUCGCCAAAAUGUCCAGUGGGGUAUCCAGGUGACCGGCUGGCCAGCGGGCGGGCAUACCACAUGCUUCCCUCACCACUCUCUGAAGAUGACAGUGAUGCCUCCAGCCUUUGUUCCUGUGCCAGCCCCGACUCUCAAACCCUUUGCUCCUGCUAUGGCAGCGGACCAAGCGUCGAGGGCCAGGACAGCAUCUUGGACUUCUUGCUGUCUCAAGCCACGCUGGGCAGUGGUGGCAGUGGUGGCAACCUGGGGACCAGCAGUGGCCCCGUGGCCUGGGGAGCCUGGCGGAGAGCACCGGCACCUGUGAAGGGGGAACAUUUUUGCUUCCCUGACUUUCCUGUGGGGGACCCCGAUGAUGCCCCCCGACCCUUCCAGCCCACCCUGGAGGAGAUUGAAGAGUUUUUAGAGGAGAAUAUGGAGCCAGGGGCCAAAAAAGCGCCCGAGAGCCACCUCAAGGACUUGGAAGCCUGUGGGCAGCUGGGCACCGGGCCUCACCGGAGCCUCCUGCACCCCACUUCUGGAGGGAGAGAGCGAGGGGCUCCCUCUCCUGGUGGCAGCAGCACAGGGGACAGCCAAAGCCCCGGGAGCUGUCAGGCCCCUGAUGGCCCCAUCCCAGUGCUGCUGCAGAUUCAGCCCGUGCAGGUAAAGCAGGAGGCAGGUGCCGAGCCAGUGUCCCCUGGGCAGCCCCCGGAGAGCAUUAAGGUGGCCCAGCUCCUGGUCAACAUCCAGGGCCAGACCUUUGCGCUCGUGCCCCAGGUGGUGCCCUCCUCCAACAUGAACCUGCCCUCCAAGUUUGUGCGCAUCGCCCCUGUGCCCAUCGCCGCCAAACCCCUAGGGGCUGGAUCCCUGGGGCCCGGCCCCACUGGCCUCCUCAUGGGACAGAAAUUCCCUAAGAACCCGGCCGCAGAACUCAUCAAAAUGCACAAAUGUACUUUCCCUGGCUGCAGCAAGAUGUACACCAAGAGCAGCCACCUCAAGGCCCACCUGCGCCGGCACACGGGCGAGAAGCCAUUCGCCUGCACCUGGCCUGGCUGUGGCUGGAGGUUCUCUCGCUCCGAUGAGCUCUCCCGGCACCGUCGGUCACACUCAGGCGUGAAGCCCUACCAGUGCCUCGUGUGCGAGAAGAAGUUUGCGCGCAGCGACCACCUCUCCAAGCACAUCAAGGUGCAUCGCUUCCCCCGCAGCAGCCGGGCUGUGCGCUCCGUCAACUGAGCAUCGCAGGGGGCACCCUCACCCUGCACUCCCCCUCCAGCCCGUAUUUUGUAGCAAUAAUUUAUUUGCCUUCUUCGGAGGGACAUGGGGGAUGUUACCCGGCCACCUUCUGAAGCCCAAGGCGCAGAAGGAAGAGGGUGGGGUGAGUGGGACGCUGGUGAACCCAAGUCCCCCCUACUUUACCCUCUGCUGCCUCUCCUGAGACUCAGAGCCUGCUUCCAGGGUCCCUGGGGGCUGGGUCCCCAGGGUACCCUCUCCCCUCCAAGGGAGGCCUUUGUGCCUUCCUGCCUUUGUGCCUUCCAGGCCUCUGCUGCUGCAACAGCGCCUUGAGGGGGGCCUGGCCCUUCUUCCACUGGGCUCCCCCAUCUGGGCCACCAGCCAGCAUUCUAGUGCUGGGUAGAAAAAAGGUGGUGCAGUGUGGAAAUGUCACUUCCCAGGGGGGCGCCUGGGAGGGAUGGAGAGGGAGUGGAGGCAAAGAGUCCAGGGCUGCAUUGGGUCUUGGUGCUUUUUGCCCAGGUGCCCAGGCUGGGGGCAAAUGGGGCUGAACUGGAUCUUCUUCCCUGAGGAAGAAGGGUACAUGUCCCUGGGGGGUGAUGGUGCAUGUAGGUAUGUGUGUAAUGUCAGAUAGAUGGGAUUAGCCUCUGAACCUCUGGGCACCAUUGCUUUCCCCUACCCCGAUCCUAACCUUUGGGGUCACCUCGGGGAGGUGGUGAGCAGGUUGCAUGGUGUGUGAAAGAUUAGCUAGAUAGAGCCCCCUUCCUGAUUUAGAAAUGCAUUCCUUAUUUUGUCUAGAAAUUAAUAUCAAGUGAACUAGCUUGUGUUGACAGGUUUAUUUCACAUCCUAUGAAUGUAUGUAAAUAAACUGUACAUAGGAACAUCGACGUAAAAUAUCUUUUAAUAACAGAUCCACAUUUGUGUAAAUUUGAAAUUAAAAAGAAUCUAUGGAACUGGUGUA